This is a messenger RNA of Tetrahymena thermophila SB210, 468 nucleotides long. RefSeq lists its product as hypothetical. The transcript is spliced from 4 exons. Lineage: Eukaryota; Ciliophora; Oligohymenophorea; Hymenostomatida; Tetrahymenidae. The record is from RefSeq and is a predicted model, not a curated record.
AUGAAGAAAUAGAAUUUACAGAUAGAGUUUGAUUGCUGCAAGGACAACUUUGAAGAGAGAUAUAAAUAAAAAAAGCAUAAUUUACAUGAUCGUUUAUUCAAUUAGAGAUCUAAAAACCAUAGAUUUGUUUCAUUAGGUGGAGAUGCUGAACUAAAUGGAGUAUUUGGUUUUUGUGAGAAAAUUUCUUAUAAUGCAGAUGUGGCUCUCUUUUUUGAUAAUUAAUUCAGACCAUUUUCUAAAUAUGAAAUUUCUUUACUUUUUAUUGGAGAUUUAGGUACUUUAUGGGCAAACAGUAGUUUUUUGAGCCAUUUAACAAUUAAACUUAGAGGCUUUACUUCUUAAGUAUGGAUUAUGCACACAGGGUGCGGAAAUCCUGAUCUCCACUGUAUUUAUUAUAAACAAUUUAAUUAAACAAAUCAGAAGAUAUUGGAUAAAGUAAUAAAAAAAUUUGGUUUUAUUGCCCUUUGA